UUCUGUUCGGUGUCUUCGAACACAAUUGCCAUCACAUUUUAACUCCAUUUCUAUCCUCAGAAAAAAGAGGAAAGAUGUCGUCGUCGACGACUGUUCGGCGAGUAAAAGAACGUGGUGGUGCCGGAGGGAAGAUAAUGGCGUUAAAGCCCCAGAAAUCUCUAACGCCCAUCCCCGAUAAGGAAAAUGUCGGCAGCUGCAAGAAGACCGCCGGAAAAGAAAAGCCCAGAUCCGUUUCUGUCACAAGGGUUCCGUCCAUUUCUCAGAAACCUGUGAUUCGCUCGAUUCCCAUGUCGCAGAUCGACAAGGCUGUAGGGCCGGCCAAGGAUGGAGAUGGUCGUGUUCGAUGGUCGACGACUUCCCUUGCGAGAGGUAAGAAUUCGAAGUCGAAUCCUUCUGAUUUUGCUCGUUUUCUUUCCGAUUUCCGUAAGGAUCGUCUUUCUACUGGUUCUUCUUCGGGGUCGACUAGGUCGGUAAAUACUGUAGAAAGUGGUUCAGUGGGCGGAACCAAUCUAGUUGUCUCAAAUGGGGGAAAGGGUUUGAAUGGGUUCAGGGUUCUAGAGAGAUAUCAGCAGAACAAACCCAGUUUGGACUCGAAUUCAAAGGACAAUGAGCUCAAGGUUGUGGGAGGUUCUAGGAAUGUGGAUUCCGGCAAAGAAAACAGAAAAGACCCUAACGGCUCUGGGGCAGUAGAAGAGAAUCGCAAGAAGGAUUCUUUUUUAGACUCGAACGCGAAACUGAGUGUCAGGCACUCAAGUGGUGUUAGGGUUUUAGAUGAUUAUAGGGAGAAAAUUAAUUUAAGCUCACAGUCGAUGGCAUCAGAUGAAAAGGAUGCGAAUAGUGCUUCAGGAAGUAGUAAAUAUAAUUGUUAUUUAGAUUCAAGUUCUAAAGUUACAAGUGAGCAGAUUCCAAAUGGGAAGAGUAAUUCGGAUAAGUAUUCCAAAGGGCCAGUUGAAAUAGCUGCAGAUGGAUUUGGGAAUGUUGAAAAAUCCAGGGAUAUGGCUUGUCUUGGUUCAAGACCAAACCAACCAUGUGAAAAAGCUUCUGGUGUUUCAAAGGUUUCUGAAAUUUCAAAAGAGAAGAUUGCAAAUGAAGGAAAAGGUGUUCGAGCAGUCAACAAAUACCCUAGCAAGCUUCAUCAGAAACUUGCUUUUUUGGAAGGUAAAGUCAAAAGAAUUGCAUCUGACAUCAAGCGUACAAAAGAGAUGUUGGAUAUGAACAAUACUGAUGCGUCAAAGAUGAUACUUUCUGACAUUCAGGAUAAGAUUUCUGGAAUUGAGAAGGCCAUGGUUCAUGUUGUAAAUGAUGAUGGCAGUAGCCUGGAUUCAUCCAAAACAGUUGAAGGCAAUAUUCCUCAUUGCAAAAUUGUGGAGAAGACUGAAACUAAGCAAGUAGAGCAGCCAAAAAGCUUGGCUAAAGGCUUGAAUCAUGAAGAAUUAGAAGCCAGGCUGUUUCCUCAUCACAAAUUACUCAGAAAUCGAACAUCAGUGUGCACAGCAUCAGGAAGCAGUCAAAAUCAUGUACCAAGUUUACGAGAUAGCGUUGGUGAAUCAAAGCCAGAAAAUGGGUCAUUGAGCCCCAUUGAUGAGAAUCCUAUAGCGUUGGAAUUCUUGGCUUCCCUGAACACAAACCAAUCUAAGGUCGGCACACGGGAUGAGCAUGCUGAUUUAGAGUUUUCUGAAAUUCAGGAAAUGGAUGGUACUGCAACUUCAGCAGCACAGAAUAACACAAAGUUUGUGGAUGGAAAGCAUGACUUGGAGAUCAAUUGCGAUGAAAACCUUGAAGAUUUUGAUGAUCAGGAGAAUAGACCAACAGACGUAAUCCAUGAAGAUACUGAGGAUGCCUGCUUGGAUCAGCUCCAUGAAAUAGGAUGCAAGGCCUCGACUGGUGGAUGGUUUGUGUCUGAGGGUGAAGCAGUUCUUCUUGCUCAUGAUGAUGGUUCAUGUUCCUAUUACGAUAUCACCAACUCUGAGGAGAAGGCUGAAUAUAUGCCCCCUGCUGGAGUGUCACCCAACAUAUGGGGGGAUUGUUGGUUGGUCCGAGCUCCUGGUGCAGAUGGGUGUUCAGGACGAUAUGUUGUGGCAGCAUCAGCCGGGAAUACUUUAGAAUCAGGUUUUUGCUCUUGGGAUUUUUAUACCAAAGAUGUGCGGGCUUUCCACAUUGAGGAUGGAAAAACCAUAUCUUCUUCAAGAACUGUUCUUGGUCCACUGCCCAACAACAGUGCAUACAGAAGAAAUGCUUUAUCCACAGUCUCAGCCACUGAAAACCAACAAUGGUGGUAUAAGCCAUGUGGUCCACUUAUUGUCUCAACUGCCAGCAGUCAGAAGGCUGUUAAAGUCUAUGAUAUCCGUGAUGGUGAGCUGAUGAUGAAAUGGGAUGUACAGAGGCCAGUGUUAGGGAUGGAGUACUCAAGUCCUUUGCAGUGGAGAAAUAGAGGGAAGGUGGUUUUAACUGAUACAGAGAACAUUAGUCUCUGGGAUGUGAAUUCGCUCAACCCUCAGGCAUUACUAUCUGUUUCUUCAUCUGGUCAGAAGAUUUCUGCUCUUCACGUGAAUAACACAGAUGCUGAAUUAGGGGGUGGAGUUCGCCAAAGAGUAAGUUCGUCCGAAGCAGAAGGAAAUGAUGGUGUGUUUUGUACUGCGGAAGGCAUAAAUGUCUUAGAUUUCCGUCUUCCAUCUGGUGUGGGCCUCAAGAUAUCCAAACUUGGGGUGAGCAUCCAAUCUGUCUUCUCUCGCGGUGAUUCCAUUUUUCUUGGAUGCACUAAUACGAACUGCACAACAAAAGAAUCAUCAUGUUCACAAGUGCAGCAGUUCUCAGUGCGCAAUGGAAAGCUUCUCAACACUUACGCACUUCCAGAUCUCAAUGCUCACUUCCAUAGCUCUGCCAUAUUGCAGGUAUGGGGUAAUUCAAGUUUUGUGAUGGGUGUAUGUUCACUGGGUUUGUUCAUAUUUGAUGCCUUAAAGGAUGAAGGGAUGCAAUCUAUCCGCUGUGAAAACAUCCAGAAAGUGAGAGACAUUAUUGGUCCAGAUGACUUGUACUCUCCUUCUUUUGAUUACUUAUCUUCUAGGGUGCUUCUUAUAUCAAAAGAUCGCCCUGCACUUUGGAGGCACUUGCUGUAGUUGUAAUAAUAUGCAUUACCUUGUAUAACUAGUGGAAGUUUGCACU
Messenger RNA from Telopea speciosissima, 3162 nucleotides. Its product is annotated as KIN14B-interacting protein At4g14310-like. NCBI's taxonomy places the organism in Eukaryota, Viridiplantae, Streptophyta, Magnoliopsida, Proteales, Proteaceae. The transcript is spliced from 3 exons. Bases 75 to 3116 code for a protein of 1013 amino acids. The record is from RefSeq and is a predicted model, not a curated record. Gene Ontology annotation, molecular function: protein binding.